AAAUUCUAAUUUAUUUGUUAAUAUAUUGCAUUUAGAUGUACAUUUUGAUGAAGUGUUUAAUUUUUGGUUAUUCAUUUUAUGCAUAGUGGUCGUUUUUCAUUUGUUCUGUGAUUUUAAUAUGUAUUCUAUUUCUAUUUCAAAAUGUUUAUUUUACUCUUCUAAUCUUUCUAUUUACAUUUUAUAUUUACCUCAACUGCCUUUUUUAAAAUAACCAUUUCAUGUUCGUCAUUCAAAAUCAAUGAUAAUGCAUCUGCUUGUUUUUAUACAAUUAAAGGUCACCCAGUAAACAUCAUGUUGAAGAAUUCCAAGAUUCGCUGUAAUUUAGGACUUUUUUUGUUAGCGUGUUGGCUAAUCUAAUAAAGAUGUGCACAGACAAACCACUGCCAUUGUCAAAUCCUGAGUGUUAUUUGUCAUGUUGUUACCUGACGAUUUAUUGCAAACAUAUAUGGAAGCAAGCGCUUGUCUCACUUGAUAUGGUUAUAUCACAUUUCGCUGUAAGUUACUUUAGUUGUUGCCAUGCCAAUGGUGACUUGUGAGAAUUAAAUGUAAAUGAAAUUAAAGGGCACAAAAACAGAAAUUGCACUGUAACGAUAAAUGACAGAAAGUUGCACACAAAUAAACCCUGGUGGAGGUAAUCAGCACAUUAGAAAUAUUUAUAAGGGAAACCUGCUUGGAUAGUAACGUCAUCUGUUUUUUUAGGGGUGGGGGAUUUAAUAGAUGCGUUGAGGUAAAAAUGCACUUACGUGUUAUGUUCAUGUGUCACACUAGCAGGGCAGUGCUGAAAAGUGGGCAUGUCCAGUGAGUGAGCAUGUUUUCGUGAAUAUAAAAGUAGAUUUUAGUUCUGCCUGCUUGACUGCUCCCAGCCGACUCAAAGGCAUAAGUAAUUACAGUACACUGCAGCCUGCCAGCACCUCCAACACCACAGAUUUUCGGGAGCGGCUUGUUUUGCCCAGGCAGCAUGGAUUUGGUGUCCUCCAUACUCUCAACCCUCUCUCUGCCUCGUAUCUCCAUCCUGGCCCCCGACCCUCCACCCUCCACACCCUCUCCUCCUCCUCUACCUCCUUCCCCCCUUCAGCAUGCUGAUGUUCUGUGUGGCAGCUGCCCGCCUGGUUCUGCCCCACAGACUAGCGCCGUUUGGCCAGGCCAGACGCCUGGAACCGGCUUCCCCAGCUGGCCUGCGCAGGCCACCCAGCAGAUAUUGCCCACCCAGCAGCAGGUCCAGCCCACCCAGCAGGCCUCGCAACCUGCACCGUGCUGGACCGGGCAGCCUAACACUCCAUGCUGGUUGGGGACUCAACCGUUGCCCGUCUCUGGACCCAGCCCUCUUCCGGUCCCACCUCAGAUCCUAACACCCUCGCCUGCUCCACCUGCAAGCAUGAUCCCUGCUUCAGCUCCGGCUCAGACCGUGGCUCCGGCUCCGAGUCAAAUCUGCCAGCCUUGUUGGCCUGGCCAGUAUCAGCCUGCCCAGCCUCCGGUUCAGGUUCAGGUACCCUUUCAGGUCCCGGCUUUAUCUCCAGUUCCUGUUCCAGCACCCGCUCCCAUUUCCACCCCUACUCAUGCUCCAACCCCGAGCCUCCAUCCAUCUUUGCCAACAUGGGCUGCCCAUCCUGGUUGGCCAUACAACCCCGGACAGCCAGGAUGGCCCGGACAGAACCCGGCCCUGGUGCCGAAACACUGGCUGCCGCCAACAUCAGGACCACUAAGCGUACCAUACAAUCUAAACCUGGCUCGAGGUGUCUACGACAAGAUGAUGAUGACCAUUCUGGGCCAGAUAAAACCUAAUGCGAAAAUGUUCACUAUAAACUUCCUACGAGGCAAUGACAUCGCCUUCCACAUCAACCCUCGCUUCGGUGAAGGGGGAAAGCAAGUGUUGGUGCGUAAUCACAAGGUGGGCGAGCAUUGGGGUCCGGAGGAGAGGGACCUGAAGGGACCCUUCCCCUUUGCCCUGGGGAGCCCCUUUGAGGUUACCUCUCCUCGGGUUGAAUGUCAGGCUAACGUUUGGCUGAAAAGAUGGAAAGGGUUGGAAAGGCGAUUGGGAAAGCUGAUCCUAAAUCAGGGAAAUGACGCCCCACAGGGAGACUCCUGGAGAUGAAGAUCUUGUGCACACAAGACUCCUUCCGCGUGGCGGUCAACAACAUUCCGUUGUUUGAAUUCCGCCACCGUGUCCGCGAGCUCAACCAGAUCAACAGAAUCAACAUCCUGCAUGAUGUUGUCC
Messenger RNA from Hippocampus zosterae (dwarf seahorse), 2215 nucleotides. RefSeq names its product galectin-3. The transcript has 8 exons. NCBI's taxonomy places the organism in Eukaryota, Metazoa, Chordata, Actinopteri, Syngnathiformes, Syngnathidae. Gene Ontology annotation, molecular function: laminin binding; carbohydrate binding; IgE binding. The record is from RefSeq and is a predicted model, not a curated record. Gene Ontology annotation, biological process: eosinophil chemotaxis; positive chemotaxis; positive regulation of calcium ion import. Bases 959 to 2092 code for a protein of 377 amino acids. Gene Ontology annotation, cellular component: nucleus; immunological synapse.